ACAAGAAUGAUAUCGUUUUUAGUGUGACGUGUUGGUUCAACUACAUUUGAUGGAAUGUCAACCUACAACAGACCAGAUAAAGAAUCAUUAACAGUGACAGACAGUGACUGGAUUCAGUUAGUUAAUGUAGCCGGUCGGGAGAGGUUUCACAAGUUUAUAUUCAGUGAUCAAGGCGAUUAUAUUGCGGACAUAUAUGAGAUCAUGAAUUUAUACUUCAGCUAGCUACGGUUGAGCCAUUACAAGUCUGUUGUGAUAUUGUCGUAAGGUGACAAGAUGAUUUGUUCGUUAAUGUGGAUUGUGUCUGUGAGUGGUGUACUCUUUGCGAGAGGUGAAUCAGGUUACAUGCAGGAUCCUUACAUUGUGUCUCCAGAGAGAGUCCAGUAUGGCUGUGAUGUCAACAUGACUUGCUACAUCAUGCCUGUGGCAAAGUACAUUAAGUACAUCUCCUUUACCUGGAGUGAGAAUGGUGAAAGGCUAAUCCAUGGAGGAAGAUAUGAGAUGAGGUCAGGGCCAGGGACGUUUACUAACAGAGUGUAUAGGUACUACACCAAUACCCUCACGGUUAGAGACACGAGGAAGAGUGAUGAAGGAAAGAGAUACAUGUGUCAGGUUGAAGUGGGAAUUGCAGCAGGGUCAGCUUCCUAUAAUACUGAGGAGUACCUACUUGGUACAACACAACCUGAAGUUCCUGAACUAACAGUGAAUGGAACAGCACACACAACUGUGAAAGACAAUCAAGUUGUCGUAUUCAGGUGUACAGUUGCGGGUUAUCCAUCCCAAGUUGUAUAUCUUAUUCAGGAAAGCAGCUUGGCAACAGUAAAUAUGUCCAGAAAACAAAAGAAUGUGUAUGAACAUGCUAUGGUUGUAAGGAAGUGUUCCCAACUUGGAGUGUACUUUUGUAGCACCAGAAGAGUUGCUGGCACAGUAGAAGAGAAACAACAUGCAGUUGUCUUGAACGGAAUGCCACAACAACAAGCAUCAAAUGUUUUUGUAACCUAUGGAAAACCUCCAUCAGUCACAAUCAGGCUUACACUGUGUUCAUACCCAGGACCUUCAAAAACAAAAUGGCGUUUCACACAGUCUGGAAAUCUAAGAGACAUCACUGACAUGACAAAGUAUCAUCUGGCAUCCAAGAAUAAAAAACACAAUGUGUUUGACUAUUCGCUUGUAAUUAAUAAUAUCGGCGAUGGAGACUUCGGGGCAUAUAUAUUCAGUGUCGAGUAUAAUGAGACAACAUUCGAUUUCUUCAUUCCUGCAUCCAAACCAUUAGGGGCGAGCCUUCCUCUUGUUGUUGGCUGUUCUGUUGGGGCUGUGAUUAUAACCAUCGUCGUAACUGCUGGUGUGAUACUUUCACGUCUCAAACAGUUCAGAGACUACUGGAAUUUACAGUUACGCCAAUCGUACAUCACACCAAUGCAAAAUGUGCCAGAAAAUAACGAAUAUCGGGGAUAUGCUGAAAUUGACGAUGCUGGUAUAUCUGAACAUGACACUGAUAACACUAUGCGUCCUGUUGUUACUAUCCCGGUUGGUGACAACACUCCAUCUGCAUCUGGUUCAAGACACGAGAGAGGAAUAGAAACUAUAGAACUAAGCUCAGGGAGAGUGGAUGGGGAUAAGGAUGGAGAAUAUGAAGAAGUGAGACCACUGCAGACUACCACCUGUGAGACAAGAGACGAAACGAGUGCUCAAAUACAGCAACACGACAACAUUGAGGAAGUCGUUAAAGUGAGAUAAUCAUGUCGUUGCCUGGCUCCAGCCCUCAUUCAGCAUCCAGUAUUGAUGUUACAGAUGUAUCGGUUGAUGGAAGAGAUUUUGGAAACAUGGUAGCAGGGAUUAUUGCUGUGUUUGCAGAAACAAGUUUUAUUACCCAUGAAGCUAAUGAAACAUUGAAUGCUCCUGUCAUUAAUGUUGGUAUGGAACAGUUACCUGCGACCAUGGAAAUGUAUUCUGAUAUGAAGAUGGAAACAAACAAUACAGUAGCAGAUGAGACCUUAAUGGAAGGAAGAGAGGAUGAUGCUGACAUUGCACCAGAUGGAUUAACUAACAACAUAUAUGAGUCUGAUGCCACACCCUCCUCUGGUUAGUUACACAGCUUUGGAAACUGUUGGUGAUAUAAUGUAUGAUUAGUACUUCGCAGUUCGGCGGAUCGGGUGGCCCAGUACUCUGAGGUGCCGCAAUUUUCACUAGAAACCUAUGGUAGUGGGUUCGAAUCCCGGUUCGCCCCGAUUAUGUUUCUAGGUAAAGCUGUGCUCGUGAGUGUCACCAAAGUUCCGAUGCCUAUAUCACUUCGGGCUUUCCUACCAUAUUAAGCUGAUAUAACUGAAAUACUGUUAAAAGGUGCAUUAAAAACAACUCAUUCAAUCUGCCUAUAAUUCAAAAUACGACGUUUUGAAAGUUGAGUACACUUUCAUACCUCAUUAAAUAAAUUGUCAUUGUAAAUAACUUAAAAUUGUGAAAUUGAUAAUGUUGCCCUGAUUAGAAUGUUGAAUAGUUGUGUGCCAUCACAUAAUUUCCAGAAUAAAAAGUUGUUUUGUAUGUAGCCAGGCAUCUCCAUAAAGUGAACUCUAAGAGCGGUAAGGCUUUGCUAGUUGUAUUAUAUAUGGUUCCAUGAAAAAAUGAUUUUUGUUUCCCUUUUUAGGAACUAGUUUUACAGUUGUAAUCCUGUUAAUAGUUAAUUUACCUUUGCUACUGGCAUCGGGUAUUCCUUCUGAUUACGGGACAUAAGCGGAUAAAACAACACCUUUCGAUAAGGAGGCUAUUUAGUUGCUUUUUGUACAUUACCCAUGUUCUAACGGUUAUUUUGAUAUGUUGAUUGACAUGAUACUAUUUGGAUUUGCUUAAGCAUCAUUUAUGUAAGUUACAUCUUUUGCAAAACUAAAUUCAAUAAACAUAUAUGCAACCACAUGAUUUCUUGAUAUGUACGUGUAUAGUUGUGUAAAUAUUUGUCACGCCUAGCUAUAGGGGUCUUUGCUCUGAACUUAAAACGCUUUGAUUAAUCAUACUUAUAUACAUAUGUUACAUGACUGUUCCGUUUAAUUCGUUUCCAAAGUAUGGCAUCAAUGUAGAACCGAGGUUGAAGUAUGUCACAGAUGUCGAGAUUAUCACCAAACGUUUACAUAUCAACUCUAAUUUGAGAAAAGUAUACUUGUUCACCGAAACCACAUGCAAGGAUUGCUUCUGGUAACUAUCAUACAGUAUGAAAAUAUAUUGUUUUUUAGAUCUCGAAAAUGUUUGAACGUAUGAAGAAGCAUUGAAAAUUAAGCAUCACAUUUGGUUGACUUGGUAAAAUGUAAUGGACCUCACACAAAAGUUUUGUUUGAUCGUACACAAAUGUCACACAAGGUCAUAAUGAUUUCAUAGUUGAGGUAAAAUGUUGCCUGUUGUGUUUGAGAGUGUUUGUUGUGUUUAAAGUACACUUAAUUAUUAUCCUCGAUUCAAAUAAAAUCAGUAACUGGCGUCAACAAGACGGCACUGUUCAUUGUAUCCUCAGUUGUGCUUUUUGCAUUUUAAGAAUAAAAUGUACAAAUACAUGUCUU
Haliotis rufescens (red abalone) is the source of this 3536-nucleotide messenger RNA. RefSeq lists its product as uncharacterized. The record is from RefSeq and is a predicted model, not a curated record. The transcript has 7 exons. NCBI's taxonomy places the organism in Eukaryota, Metazoa, Mollusca, Gastropoda, Lepetellida, Haliotidae. Bases 274 to 1734 code for a protein of 486 amino acids.